GUAAGGACUUUAUCUGCGCUUGCGUGAGGUGAGAGGCUUAUAGGUUAUUGCGCGUUUCAGUUCCGCCGUUCUGGUUGCUGGUGCUGCCGCUUCGCGUGGAAGUCUGAGUUUGCGUUGCCAAAGGCGAAAAAGGGGACAGAACCAAGCGGCGAUGACGAAGUCCAGCGGCGACAAGUCUGAGAAAGAACCGUGGCGGGGUUCCUAUUACAAGCUCGAGGAAGUCCAGAAACACAAUCAUAGCCAGAGUACUUGGAUUAUUAUAAACCGUCGUAUAUACGAUCUCACAAAGUUUUUAGAAGAACAUCCUGGUGGAGAAGAAGUCCUAAGGGAACAAGCAGGUGGAGAUGCAACAGAAAGUUUUGAAGAUGUUGGACAUUCUACAGAUGCCCGGGCAUUGUCAGAAACGUUUAUUAUAGGGGAGCUUCAUCCAGAUGAUUGGGAAAAAGUUGAAAAACCAACGGACCCUUAUAUUACCACUGUUGAAUCUAAUGCCAGUUCAUGGACCAACUGGGUGAUUCCAGCAAUAGCAGCUAUCAUUGUGGCUCUUAUGUAUCGCUUCUACAUGUCGGAGUAAACCCAGUAUUAAGAAGUAAUAAUGGGACACUCUGUUUUGGGAAAGAAAAUGAAAUAUAUACCUAGGGGCGGCGCAUCAGGACAGCAUCUUAAAACCAACUUUAAAGAAGUGCAUUCCUCUUUUUAUCAGAAAUUCAGAAUUAGAUUGUUUUAAUACCAUCCUACAUAAUGCUUCCUUUUUCUAUUUUGUUUUCAAAUGCUAAUAUUUUUUCUUUUAUAUCUUCAUGUCUAUCAUUUAAUCGCAUGAUGCUACAAUGCUGCUCUUAAAAUUAAGAACACUCACAUAGUCUCCAGUUUCUUCCUAUUUAAAAUUUGUCUGAUUCUGUUUAAUGAAUUAUUUAGGCUUCUUUUACAAAAAUAAGUAGAUGGAGGUUUGUGUCUGUACCAAACUUUUCCAUCUUUGCCAUUGCUUAUAUUCUAUUUUCUUUAUUGUAUAGCUGUAUCAUUUUUAAAGAGUUUUCAGUAUGGAAAUGAUAAACACUCAAAAUAAUUUCAAUUUUGUUAAUAAGAAUAUUGCUGUGGAUCCAAAUAUUUCAUUGUGUAAAAUAAAAUACUAAUUAUCCUUAAAUGAUUUGAGAUAGGGAGGAUUUAUAAUGGGCAAAAAAUUGUCAGUGGUCUUCAUUGUUUAUAUAAGAUCUAUUGAACGUCGUAAGAAAAAAAGGAAAUAAUGGCAGAUAGAGGUUAAUAUAUAUGUUAAACAGUAGGUCAUAGGGAGGAUUAAUUGAGAGCAAAUCUAGAUCUAAAUAACUUCAUCUUAAAAUGUUUAUGUAUUGUGUUGUAUGGUUCUUGGCUGUAUUAUGGAUCAUUGAUUUAUUAAAUUGUUGUACAGGUAUGAAACAGCAGAAUAUAAAACCUCAUGCAAGAAAUAAAAAAUUUCUUGUGUCUGUAUACAAAGAAAAAAAAA
Molecule: messenger RNA, 1477 nt
Organism: Notechis scutatus (mainland tiger snake)
Lineage: Eukaryota; Metazoa; Chordata; Lepidosauria; Squamata; Elapidae
Gene: CYB5A
Product: cytochrome b5 type A
Cellular component (GO): intracellular membrane-bounded organelle; endoplasmic reticulum membrane
Molecular function (GO): heme binding
Source: RefSeq, a predicted model, not a curated record